CAGUUCUCGCGCGUCCGUCUCCUGCUACCGUUUGCCGGUGCGUGACAAUUGUGGAAAUCCUGGUUCCUUUGAAUAUUCGGUCGCAUUCGGUGACUGCGGAAGACAGACACCGUAGACGUUCCCCUACCUAAACGGACCCAAGGCGAACUACUUCUCGGUCUUUUCCGCGAUCACGUCACAGGUUUUUGUGCCGCUCCGUCAACCGACCGAUAAUACCGUUGUUCGAAGCACGGUGCUACCUGUACUUCGCUGGUCGACGAAUAACAUGAACUCUGCGGAGUUUCGCGUCAAGGAGUUGCCGCGACCAAACCUCUGAUCGGUGUGGCCUUUCGAUAAAUUUUUACAUCGCACCCUUAUGAAGACGGAGCGCACCUAGAAUGAUCAUCGCAAACGGAAGUGUCCGUCGACCGGUGGGAGUGGCGACGUUAGCUCUGGUACCGCUGCUUUUUUUCGCGACGAUCACCGUCGCCGACGACAGCGUUCGCAUUCUAUCUCCGUUAGAGCAGCUCGUUACCUCGAGCACCCUCAAAUGGUUGAACCACGCACAGGUGCGGGCUGAACGUGACAACGACCUCGUCAUCGGUGGAUUCAAGUUUGUCCCGAGAACCGAAGAAGAUCCUCCCGGAGCCGGAGGGCAGAACAGAGGCGACUCGAGACCGAUAUUCGUAUGCCGGGCGAUCCACAAUGGGAUUUGGGUAUCCGGUGGUCAGGUGGAAGGUGAGAAGCGUUGCGUGGUGUCCCUUCUCGGUAACGUUCACUCCUACGAGCGGUACGACCUGCUUCAAAACGUCGAAAAUGCGGCGCGGCUGACCUGGGUUCACUGGGACAAAUACGUCCAGCCACCGGAGGGUGGAAUCGCAAUCGGCGACACAUUCGUGGCGAGACACGAGUCGCUCAACGAUCAAAAUAACGCCUCUGGACGAACGGUGGGAUUCACCCACUACAUCGGCAAGUACGAUCCCAAGGACAAACUCGGCAGCAUCACUUACGUCAAGGAGAAUGGCGUUGAGGAAUCCGCCGAUUCGGGCGAAGUGCUCGUCGAAUGGGAGCCGAUAUCUUACGAAAUGAAAGGGGUCAAGUUCAAUCACUGGAGGAAGCGAGUGAUAAAGCGUGUGCCGCAGAUACUGGGUGAAGCGCACCUGAGGAACGAUGGUGCGGAACCGGCAAAGAUCGCCAAGGCGUUCGCCUACUCGUCCAACUAUUCGGUGUACUGGGGACAGGGACACGCGAUACUUAUUGGCCUGAAAACUAGUAUCGUUCUGGCGAACGGCACCAAACUAACGCCCAUUGCGUGGGGCACCGAGGAGAACGAAUAUCGAGACAACGUGCACACGGUCGAGGUCUACCUGGAGCCGGGAACGGCGGUGAACGUAACCGUUCGGGCGAACUACACCGACCUGGAAGUACCUUACACGGCCCAGCUCGUAUCGCGUUACGAGGAUGGGACCAAGUUAUCGAGAUCGAUAAGUGGUGCUCGUCGCGAGAAAAACAUCGUUUACGUCGAGCCCGAGUUCGGGCCUGUAUACUACACGGGGAAUCUAACGUUAGUCCCCACUACGACGACCACUACGACGACGACGACGACGACGACGACGACGACUACGGAGCCGGCGACGACCGUUGCGCGGGGACGAUCCGGGUACGCAGGGAAUCGCGACGACAACGAUCCGAACCACCUCGACGUCAACCUGAUCGUUCCACCCGGAAAGACGACCGAUCUCUCGGGGGGAAUGCAGGCGGACGACGGGAGCCCUCUUUCCCUAAAAAAUAAACUCGACGUCGAAGCUGGACGGUCCACGGCUCGCGACGCCCCAGUCGCCCAUCGUAUGGCCCUGGUCAUUGCCGGAAUCGUUCUCGUCGCCCUGAGCGAUCACCGUUCCCUAAACUGCGCGACAUGAUAGUCGCGCGAUACUUUGAUCAAUUACCACUGAAUAAUCGUUAACGCAAUAGUUCACAGCUCUAUAAGGUAGCUAUACCUAUAUUAUGUCACUGAUCGUUUCAGAACGGAUAAAUUAUGUCACCGCAACUUUACUCGACGGAAAUAUAACAGACGGCUAGGGUCCGUCGUCAAAUGGUAGAGAAAGUUUGGAAUGAAAAUCAAUUGCAAAAUACAAACAUCGGAUAUGAAAUAACGGAGAAACAGUCGAGAAAGAAUUCCUUUCGACUCGUGAAACAAACUUAAUUUCUUGGCUACGUUGGGAGGAGCGCCGUCGCGGCACGUGAUUUCUCGGUGCUGACAUACAUGCUUGCCUUUACGAGAAGGGAAAAGAAAAAAGAAAAAAGAAAAAAAAAAGAUUAUUUCGAUAUGCAACAGACACACACAUACCUACUCAUACUAUAAUUAUCAUUACUAUACUGUGUAGAUAUGUGUACAUGAGUGUAUAUCGAAUUUUGAAUAGUGCUGAGGUAGUAUUAUUUCGUAAGUAUUGCGAGCCAGCCUCAUGGACUACCGAGUACAAGCAACUUCAGUCCAACGGAUUUCCUAGGUAGAUAAGCUCUUGGGGUGGUUUCGAGGAAGAACGACGGGUCUGAAAUGUCUCUUUUGACAUUCAAAGAAUUAUACAUUCCUCCUACUCCACUCUUCCAAAGUAACACAAACAAGGACGAAUAAUUCAUAUGAACGCAGCUAUAAUAUAUUUUUGAGAUGGCCGUAUAAUUUUACAACUUUCUAACUAUGAGCUAAGGUUUAUAAGAACGGGACGUGACUUCCCAAAGAAUGAUAAUGCCCGCGAUAUUCCACACCUAAUAAGUAGUGAGUGCACUUGUUACGUUUUUACCCCUUGUUUCCUUCAUUGCUCAUCUUAUUUAGCUACUAAGCCUAUAGCUAGAAUGUCAAAAUGUAAUUUAUUGUUUUAAUACUUGUUCAAUACAUAUUAAAAUUAGGAUUCUUCUUGUAUAGCAUGCAUUGCUUCAAAUACAGAUACUGUACAUUCUAAUUCAAGCGAAAUAUUGUUGAGCUUGAUACCUCGAUAUUACUGAUUGCAAAAAUAAUUCCGGUAAAAAGAAAUUAUUGUUACCGACGAUGUCAAUGAUGGUAACGACGAUGGAGAUAAUUAUAGUACAGUUAUAGUAACAACAAAAGCAUUGAUGCUUCUAGACUUCAAAACUUUAAAAUUGCUAUUUCUACUAGAUCAAUCAUUCCCGGCUUAUUUGCUGUAUUGUACAUUACCGUGUAAAUAUAAUAAUUACAUAAUG
This is a messenger RNA of Athalia rosae (coleseed sawfly), 3195 nucleotides long. Its product is annotated as protein unzipped. The transcript has 5 exons. The coding region runs from base 378 to 1898 and encodes 506 amino acids. The record is from RefSeq and is a predicted model, not a curated record. NCBI's taxonomy places the organism in Eukaryota, Metazoa, Arthropoda, Insecta, Hymenoptera, Athaliidae.